AUGGAUGGAAAAAAUGAGCCAUGGUCUGACGACGAGAGAAAUCUCUUGUGGCUUUUGUCACACGAAUACGGUUUAUCAGAGUGUCUGCAGCUAAAAACAUGGAAUCAAAUCAAGACCAAAGACGAAAGAUUCGCUCCACUGUCAAAGCGAUCGCCCGACGCUUGUAAAACGGAGCUAAAAUAUCUCUUCGGUUCCCGAGUAUUUCUCAAAGCUGCAAAAGUGGAAUAUGCUAAGUUCUAUGUCUACGAGCGACUGGCACAUGGCAAAAGAAAAAGAAAAAUCGUUGCACCGAAAAAGCACCAUAAGUCUUCUGAGUCUGACUAUAAAGCUAUUGAACCCACCGCAUCAGACGUUACCGAAAUUGAACCCGAGUUGGAAACGGAGGAAGUUUUUGAAGAGAACGUGUUCGGACCUACCACCGCAAGUGAUGAUUCCGACGUAAAUGAUUACCCAAAAAAUGCCGAUUUACAUGUCGAAGAAGGCGUUUCGUAUGAAUCGAAUUCAUCAGACUCUGAAUUCCAAGUGGCAACACCUCCAUCUUUUCCAGAACCUGACAUGUUGGACAUGAGAGAGCCGUACACUUUAAAAAACCUCACAGACGGAGUGUCAUACACUUGCGAUAUCGACUCAAUUGCGGUCGUAACAAACCGACUUUCGCAACAUUGCGUAGAUUUAACGAUGACAUUUAGCGUUGACGCUCGACGUGCUUACCCUACUAAAAACCUUAAAAUAGUUAACAACCUCCUGGGUCAUGAGGAAUCCAAAUGGUUUGAAUUCAAAUUAGGUUUAAUAAAUAGCGGGAAUUACCUGAACGUUUUAUUUCAAAGGGAUCGAGAGACAAACAUUGGCGAAGCCAGAAAAAUUUUCGUCAUCCGAUUUUUGCAAAGAGCAAUAAAUAGUUUGCCAUCAAAUUCGAAGACGUCUGUUCAUGGAAGCGGCCUCAGACGUUGGGGCAUUAAAAAAAGGUGCGUCAUCUACGGCAGCGAUUGGCCACUGAUUGCGAAACGUUUAGACAGUCUAAUGGAAUCAGAAGAAGGGAUGAAAAUUUUACACUUCAGGCAUGUCCACUUCUACCAGGCACGCCAUGGUAUGCUACUUGAAGACGCUAAUAGAGCCAGCAGUAUGGUGAGAAGUAUGAUUUCCAGUGUUUCAAAUGAAAAUGUAAUUGGCAUCCAGGCCCACAAAGCAAUAACCAUCAAAGCUGACGACGGUGGUGCUGUAUUUGUCUCUCACAAGGCUUUGCGAAAGCACGCAAAUUGGAAAUCCCUGAAUAUGCCAGAACCAGCAUACCUGGCCGGUCAUGGUCAUUUCUAUGGAAAUUUGCGGGGCUACCGAAACGUCAGUUACAUACAAUCAUACGAUCCUGAGGCACAUUUGUAUAUAGAUAGAGAAUACGUUGACGCCGCUACGUAUCUCAUUGGCCGCGGUCUGACCAAAUGUACAAAACGUUUACUGAGCAUCAUUAAAGCUCGAACAGGAAGCUAUCUUGUGAGUAUUGUACAUGCGUUGGAAAUACUGCAACAAUUUGGACAUAGGUCGAGGUUGGAAGUUGUGGAAACAUUCAGGAACGUUGAAGAUUUCUUUGACACCUACUCCAGCCACGAAAAGUUUGUCAAAAGUUGCGAAAUUGUGGCCAGAGAUUUCAUCGACCAGUUUUCAACGAUAAAUCUUUCGAAAAGCCGCGUUUGGAUGUUGAGAUGA
Messenger RNA from Ceutorhynchus assimilis (cabbage seed weevil), 1701 nucleotides. Lineage: Eukaryota; Metazoa; Arthropoda; Insecta; Coleoptera; Curculionidae. The record is from the annotation of a GenBank genome assembly.